Molecule: messenger RNA, 1113 nt
Organism: Ambispora leptoticha
Lineage: Eukaryota; Fungi; Glomeromycota; Glomeromycetes; Archaeosporales; Ambisporaceae
Source: the annotation of a GenBank genome assembly
GCUAAAACUAAUACUUCGAAUUUAUUACUAUUAUCACAACUCCACAAAUCAAAUAUUUGUCAGUUAACCAGCACAAACACUUUUAUCAUAAUUCGUGGAAUUGGAACCUCUACGAGAAAAUCGCGAUUCACAGAAAAAUUAGCAAAUGGACCCUCACUCUCAGAUUUUAUCCUAGCUUCAGAUUCACAAGAAGUUUUGAGUGUUGAAGAGCCAUUGGAACAGACAAUUACAACAAAAAACACACGUGAAAAGAAGCCACAUCAACGACUACCAGAGUGGCUAAAAACCAAAGUUCCAGCCGGCGCAAAUUAUAAACGAAUAAAGAAUGAUUUACGUGGACUAAAUUUACAUACUGUAUGCGAAGAAGCUCGUUGUCCUAACAUUGACGAUUGCUGGGGCGGUGGUGAACAUCAUACUGCUACCGCCACAAUAAUGUUAAUGGGUGACGAGUGUACACGUGGAUGUCGUUUCUGCUCAGUGAAGACGAGUAGGAGACCACAGCCACUUGAUCCUAAAGAGCCGGAAAAUGUCGCAGACGCAAUUUCUAGCUGGGGAUUGGAUUAUAUUGUGUUGACAUCAGUGGAUAGAGAUGGCAGCCUGAAUGACAUCACCAGAGUCGCAUUAUCAGGUCUGGACGUCUACGCGCACAACGUGGAAACAGUAGAGGCAUUAACGCCGUUUGUUCGCGAUCGUCGUGCCACUUUUCGACAAAGCUUAAAAGUUCUGGAACACGUGAAAUGUGUCAAUCCGAGUUUGGUGACGAAAACUAGUAUCAUGUUGGGUGUGGGUGAGACUGAUGAUGAGGUGUUGGCUACACUUAAAGAACUCCGUAAAAUCGACGUUGACUGCGUUACACUAGGACAAUACAUGCGCCCGACAAAACGACAUAUGAAAGUUCACGAGUAUGUGGCCCCCUCAAAAUUCGAUUACUGGGAGAAAAUUGGAAAUGAAUUGGGGUUCUUGUAUACCGCUUCAGGUCCGCUCGUUCGUAGUAGUUAUAAAGCGGGAGAAUUUUUCAUUGCGAAUAUUUUGAAAAAACGAAGAGGACAGCAGCAACAAUUACCAGAGGUUAUUGGUAUGGAACAGUCACUUGCCCCUACUACGACUAGUUAA